Messenger RNA from Suillus clintonianus, 654 nucleotides. RefSeq lists its product as uncharacterized. The coding region runs from base 1 to 654 and encodes 217 amino acids. Lineage: Eukaryota; Fungi; Basidiomycota; Agaricomycetes; Boletales; Suillaceae. The record is from RefSeq and is a predicted model, not a curated record. The transcript is spliced from 3 exons.
AUGCCUGCCGCACGCUGGACCUCAGACGUACAAACGGAGUGGCUUCAAGAGUGCCUUCCCCAAUAUCUCACAGAGCACGUGAAGGAGAAAGAUUAUUGGCCCACCUUGAUCGGGGACUGGUUUAAACAGUUCCCAGAGGAAGCGGUAGUAUUUCCCGACAUUGCUGCUGACGCCCUUUCGCCGGAGCAACAUAUUGAGGUGGGAGAAGCUGAAAACAGGCGCAAAAUACAACUCCGGACUUGGUUUCGUUGGCGUGCGAAUGUGUCCAAGAAAAACCGUAGCCUGAAAAAGGAGUCAACUGUCUUCGAUGACGUGCUGCAGCCAAAACGACGUGCUAAGUCCGAGGCUGAGUUGUACUCCGAUAUCUACUACGACGAGCGGAUCAAACCAUUGGUAAAGGCCGAAGAAGAGGCUGGGAAGGUGUCGUCGGGCAGACAAAUUGCGCUGGGGCGUAAAUUUUCUAAGGAGCUGUUGAAUGAUGAGGAUGAGGAGGUCAAGGUUCAUAUUCGUGACAUGUACAAGAAGCAGUGGAAAACUCACGAGAGGUCUGGCAAGAAGAAUUAUUUAGACAAGGACAGCGAGGAUGACUGUGUGCCAUUUGAUGCGGAGGGAAUUGCGCAGGGCAUAGACGACUUACCUAUUAUCUGGCGGUGA